Messenger RNA from Capronia epimyces CBS 606.96, 531 nucleotides. RefSeq lists its product as uncharacterized. The transcript has a single exon. NCBI's taxonomy places the organism in Eukaryota, Fungi, Ascomycota, Eurotiomycetes, Chaetothyriales, Herpotrichiellaceae. Bases 1 to 531 code for a protein of 176 amino acids. The record is from RefSeq and is a predicted model, not a curated record.
AUGACGAAAACUGUCACGAUUGUUGCCACGACUCUUGCCAUCAUAACUGUCAUUGUUGGGUGCUUUCUCACACUGGCGAAAGAUGUCCCUCUUGGCAGAAUAUUUCUCAUUGUCGGGUGCUUUCUCAGGCUGGCGAAAGAUGUCCUACCGAUGAUAUGCGACCUUGUGCUACUUUGGCAAAGACACCACUACCGAAAAGAGCGGGAGCAGCGGUCUGAACGCACUGGUCUCCGCAAUCAUGUCAAAUCGUGGGUCACUGAUGUGUUCUUCUGGAGAGGUGGCCGGCGAAACGUGGCUCAGGCUGACACUGUUGGUGCUGGUGGCAUGAGAAACGAGGAGAACCCGCAACCAUCCGCGCGUGAAGAGGUCGAUCCAUGGCUUCAUGACAGUCCCGUGACUUUGCAGUUGCCUGAGCCGGCUAGAGUCAAUUGGAAGCUCCCACUCCACGAGGUUGGUCUCAUCUUCACUGCUCUCUUCGACGAUUCUGACGAUUCUGACGAUUCCGACGAUUCCGACGAUUCCGAUUCGUAG